Gallus gallus (chicken) is the source of this 2381-nucleotide messenger RNA. RefSeq names its product dynein regulatory complex subunit 1 (gene DRC1). Gene Ontology annotation, biological process: axonemal dynein complex assembly; cilium-dependent cell motility; regulation of cilium movement. Gene Ontology annotation, cellular component: axoneme; axonemal dynein complex. The record is from RefSeq and is a predicted model, not a curated record. Bases 18 to 2288 code for a protein of 756 amino acids. The transcript is spliced from 17 exons. NCBI's taxonomy places the organism in Eukaryota, Metazoa, Chordata, Aves, Galliformes, Phasianidae.
AGGCAACGCGUUUUCGCAUGAGCCGCGGAGCGGGCGAAGAGUUGGCGGGGCCGAGGUGGAGGGAGCCGGCCCCGGCCCCUGACCCACACCCGGACCCGAACCCGGAUUCAGACCCGGCCGAACCGGGUCCCGAGGAGCGGAUCGCCGCUCGCCGCCGCCGCAUCGCCGCCCGCCUCGAUGCCCAGCGCCGGCAAGCCCUUGGAGAAAAUGAGGAGCCAAAGGAGGAGGCUGAGGAGGUGGAAGAGGAGAGAAGCAGCCACAAGCAGGUGGAAGAGAGCCGGCAGAAGCUGGCCAAGCUGCUCUUUGAAGGCACACGGAUGGUGACAGAUAUCCAGGUGGCUGUUGACUUGAGGGAAACACAGAGGAGAGCAGAACAGGCAGAGCUGAAGCUACAGAGGGUGGAGAAGCUGGAGAAUGAAGCCAGGUCCAGUGCUGACAAGUUUGAGGAGAUCACCUCGAAGUGGGCCUUGGCCAAAGACAUGACAAUCCCUCAGGAGCUGUGGCAGCUGCUGAACCAACAGCAGCAGCUAUGCACGCAGCUUCUGGAAGAGAAGAACAAGCUCAUUGGUGAACUGCAACAGGAGCUGAAAAACAAAGAUGAGCAAUACGUGCAAACCAUUAAGAAGCAGUCAGAUGACAUCCACUUGCUUUUGGAGAGAAUGGAGGAGCAGAUCAGGAUGAUGUUGAAAACUUACCGUCGCAACAUCCAUCAGAUUGAGAAAGCUUUUGAGCUCGAACGGCGAGAGCUGCUGGACAGCAACAGGAAGAAGUGGGAGGAGGCCAUCCAAGCCCUCAACACAAAAGAGCUGGAAUACCUGCAUGCCCGUGUGAGGAAGGUGGAAGAGUUUGAAAAACAGCUGAAUCAGCUGCGAGUGCAGGAUGAGGAGGAGUAUAACAGCAUGAAGAUUCAUCUGGAGAGCGAUGUGCAGAACCUGGAGAGGCAGCUCCAGCAUAUGAAAGCAGUCUAUUUGGUGAACCAGGAGAAGCUGGAAUACAACCUUCAGGUGCUUAAGAAGCAGGAUGAGGAGAACACCAUCAUCAGGUCACAACAAAAGAGGAAGCUCAACAGGCUCCACAGCUUACUCAGUAAUCUGAGAACAAAACUGGUCAAACAAGAGAAGCAGUUCAGAGAGGAGAACCAGAGUCUUGCAGCUGACUGCGAGCGCAUCACGGGACAGUGCAAGGAGGUGCAGAGGAGGAUGAGGCACUUUGCAGCCAGUGAUGCUGAGAAGUUCAUGAAGAUCUGGCUUAUGAACGAGGAGGAAGCCAAAGGAUUAAUGCGGAAAGCUCUCGAUGCAGAUCGCAUCAUUCACACCCAGCAACUGGGGCUGCCCUGGGAAGAGCCUCAUUACUGGUUCCUCAACAACGUCGGCCCCUUCAGGCAUUACAAGGCAAAGAGGAUGGCAACCAAGUUGGCUGCAGAGGUCCUGACAGAGGGCACCAGUGGGGCACGAGAGAAGAAAGAGGAGAAGGAAGAAGUGGGCAGUGGAGAAGGCCAAAAAGAAAACCCAGCAAAGGCUGGGGAUACAGUCACACCUCUGCAAAACAUCUCCAAGAAGACUGCCAAGAGGAUCCUGGAGCUCGUGAGCGAUGAGUCGGGUUUCCUCAUUGAGAGAAAGCUGCUGAGGCCUCUGCGUGCACUGGGAAAGCAUGAAUGCACCCUCUUGAGGCUUGACUCCAUCUUUUCGGCCCUUGAGAUUGACAGUGAGGAUGACCUGUACCAGCUGAUGGACUUCUUCCUGAAGUACAAAGCCAAGGAAGAAGCUCUCAGCCAGAGCCAGGGAAGCCCAGGUGGAGAAGAUAUCACAGCCCUGGGUGAGGACAGAGCAGAUGGUGAAUCCAAUGCCCAGAGUGACGAGCUCAAAUCCUCUCAGGGACCGUUGGGCUCCCUUCCAUCUGUGUACAUUCAUGCUGACGACGUCCUAAAGAUCCUGAAAGCAUUUGUGCAGGAUUUUCACAAACUGAGGGAGGAGGAUAAUUCUGCAAAGGAGGUGCUACAGGUACGGGACAGCUCUAAGGAUGGGGAGUACUGGGAAGCCUUGGCACACGUUAUCCCAGAGCCAACACUGAAGCUGUGGGACGCCCUGGCGGUGGCUCUGGAGGAAUAUUACAACAUCCUCACACGGAGGGGCAACCUGAUUGCUGAAUCAGCUGUCCUACAGCAGCAGAAUUCUGAGCUAAGCCUGAUGCUGGAGCAGUUCAUCGCCUCCGGGGUAAACAGCAUGCUGCUCUCCCCUCCUGUGCAGCAGAUGGACCCGAACCUGCCCUGUCCUGGAGAACCACGAUGAAUGCACGGCUCCAGCUUUUCUCUGCCACAAGCAGAAGCUGUGUCUGAAGCCAGGCCUUGCUGUCAGGGCCUAAUAAACCUCUCCCAAACUUGA